Penicillium vulpinum is the source of this 432-nucleotide messenger RNA. Its product is annotated as 40S ribosomal protein uS9. Gene Ontology annotation, molecular function: RNA binding; structural constituent of ribosome. The coding region runs from base 1 to 432 and encodes 143 amino acids. NCBI's taxonomy places the organism in Eukaryota, Fungi, Ascomycota, Eurotiomycetes, Eurotiales, Aspergillaceae. The transcript is spliced from 4 exons. The record is from RefSeq and is a predicted model, not a curated record. Gene Ontology annotation, biological process: translation; maturation of SSU-rRNA from tricistronic rRNA transcript (SSU-rRNA, 5.8S rRNA, LSU-rRNA). Gene Ontology annotation, cellular component: ribosome; cytosolic small ribosomal subunit.
AUGGCUUCCGUCCCGAGUGUGCAAUGCUUCGGCAAGAAGAAGACGGCCACCGCUGUCGCCCACUGCAAGCAAGGCAAGGGCCUCGUCAAGGUUAACGGCCAGCCCCUCUCCCUGGUCCAGCCCGAGAUCCUCCGUUUCAAGGUCUACGAGCCCCUCCUCAUCGUCGGCGUUGACAAGUUCGCCGGUGUCGACAUCCGUGUCCGCGUUACCGGUGGUGGUCACACCUCGCAGGUCUACGCCAUCCGUCAGGCCAUCGCCAAGUCCAUUGUCGCCUACUACCAGAAGUACGUUGAUGAGCACUCCAAGAACCAGCUGAAGCAGGCUCUUGCUCAGUACGACCGCACACUCCUGGUUGCCGACAACCGUCGUGCCGAGCCCAAGAAGUUCGGUGGUCGCGGUGCCCGCUCCCGUUACCAGAAGUCCUACCGUUAA